Eucalyptus grandis is the source of this 396-nucleotide messenger RNA. Its product is annotated as CLAVATA3/ESR (CLE)-related protein 9-like. The transcript has a single exon. Lineage: Eukaryota; Viridiplantae; Streptophyta; Magnoliopsida; Myrtales; Myrtaceae. The record is from RefSeq and is a predicted model, not a curated record. The coding region runs from base 1 to 396 and encodes 131 amino acids.
AUGAAGAGACCUUCAUCUUCAUCUUCUUCGUUAACCCCCUGCAACUCUGCAACUUCAACCAAGUUCUUGAUCUUGACCCUGCUUCUCUGCCUCCACCCCGUAAUGUCCACGUCGGCGGUGACUUCGGCGAUGAUCUCCCGCUCUUCCAGUUCAUUUGGAAAAUCUUGGAGGAGCCACGACAGCCACCACCACCACCACCACCACCUCCUCCAUCAUUCUUGCGAUCCCUCGUCCGGCGAAAAUCCGCCGCAUUACACUUCUUCUCUGUGCUUCCAUCUCGAACAAAUCCGCCGCCGCCGCCAGCCCCCGCCGCCGCCCCCUCCGGACGAGAUCGACCCCAGAUAUGGCGUCAACAAGAGGCUCGUCCCCUCCGGGCCUAACCCCCUUCACAACUGA